Messenger RNA from Austrofundulus limnaeus, 5328 nucleotides. It is a transcript of the gene fgd5b, whose product is annotated as FYVE, RhoGEF and PH domain containing 5b. Gene Ontology annotation, cellular component: cytoplasm. Bases 213 to 4478 code for a protein of 1421 amino acids. The transcript is spliced from 21 exons. NCBI's taxonomy places the organism in Eukaryota, Metazoa, Chordata, Actinopteri, Cyprinodontiformes, Rivulidae. Gene Ontology annotation, molecular function: metal ion binding; guanyl-nucleotide exchange factor activity. The record is from RefSeq and is a predicted model, not a curated record.
UCCCAGUGGUUUCCAGUCGCGUCGCGCGCGCUGCCUGUCUGCCUGUCGGAUCAGCUGAGCAGCGCUCGGCUCUCAGAGAAGAAGCAGACGCUGUUCAGUCCCUCCACUCUCUGUUGGGAGCAGAGGAUCUGAUUUUUAUUCCUUUUCCACCUCAAAGUGUAUCACAGCUGCGGUUUGCUGGACGGGAUGCUGGAGGUGGCCGCUUUGCCAAAAUGAACUCAGACUGCACCCAGCCUUCAGUCGCUCCAAAGCCAAGAUUUGUUUGUCACGCCAGCCUGAAGUUGCCUUCCCCUCUCCUGUCUGCAGCCAGGGGUCCUAAACCAUCUGUCGCCCCAAAACCUAAAGUCACGCUGCUGCUAAAUGGCAACCAGGGAGGGUUCAGUAAUGGCGGUGAGGUGACUUUUAAUGGUGGGGUUGAUGAAGAGUGUGAGACACAGAAUGGCCUAAACAAAGGAGUUAUGACUGCUUUGCCUGGAGAGAAACAAUUAAACGGCAAUGCCCUGGAGUCGCCAAACACUGGUUUAAAGCUGGUGUCAAAGUGGUCACCGGAAAGACAGGCGACGAACGAAGAAGAUGAGAAAGAUGCUGUUCAGAAAAUGGACGAGGACUGGAGAUUAACAGACAGCACCCUGACGGAGGAAGGUGACUCCCUGAAAAUAACCCUGUGGGUUAGUGAUGACAGGCUCACAGCUGACUCCGAGGAGAUACUUGAUACGGAUGUGACGGAGGACAUGGAUGCCGAGGUCUGUGAUGCGGGCGAGGCGCUGGCUGACACAGAAGGCCUCUCAGUGGGAGACAUUUCUGUUAAUAGCACUGAUGAGGAGGCUCAGUGGUAUUUAACUGCCAAUCAAGGUGCAAAGAAGGAUGAUGGAAGCAUGGCAGAUGACUUAUCAGAGUCUUACAUGGAUGAAUUGGGGAUCCUUGUCAAAGGAACAACGGACGCUGAUGGCAAGCAUWUUUUUUUAACAGCAAAAGAAGAUAAAAACACGGGAAGGGGUGAGGAUCAACAGGACAAUUGUUUUUAUGACUUCAUCCCAGAUAAGCAGAAACAGGAUGCAACGAUGAGACAUUUGGCUAACCCUAACCCUCAUGAACCCUUUURCAUUUGUUCAGAGGACAUUAUUAAYGGCGAUCUGAGGCUAGAGAGGACGCUAUCAGUUCUGACUGGGAAAUACGAGGGAACGGAAGAAAAUGAACAAAUAGAGGACAGCRUUGACUUUGGUAGCAUUGAUGAAAAUGGAAGCGAUGAAAACCGUGAAAACAAAACAAGGACAAGUCAGAAAAGGCUGUCUGAUCAAACUGAGAAAGAAAAAACUCAUGAAUCGGAGGAUGUGUUGAACCAUUUGGACUGCGAGCCAAGAUUCAAACAGGUAACGAUCACAGUGCCAAUAGACACCGACUCUUCCCUGACGUCAUCCCUCUCUGAGAGCCAGCUGCUGUCCCCGAAUGGCUCUGAUGUCUUCAGGGAUGAGGACGACCUUGAGGGUUGCCUUGUGCCUUUUCUGGACGAGACCACCGACACCGAGCACGACAUCAGCGAGGAGCAUGUUUAUGACGAGCCGGGGAAAACCUCACGUGCYGGGAAUGUUUUUCCUUUCAGCAGCAAGCCUGUUGGGAUUCGAUCACACUCUAUGUCACACCGGAUUACCAACUCUGUGGAGGAUAGGGGAGUGCAGUAUUUGCAGAAGACCUACAUGAGUGGCUUUGGACAACCUGCAUUAAGCAGCAGCCCCAUGCUGAGCUCAACGCGACACAGGAGCUACUCCAAACCGCAGUAUUUGUCUCUGUAUCCCCGCUCCUUCUCCAUGGAGGGCCAGGACACUCCACUGUGUGUUUACAGGGAUGGAUCACAGAGGAACAAAGACGCCAUGUUCUCCUCUGAAAGCUUCUCCAGGUGCUCUCCUCUGUUGUCAAGUGCUUUGUCCACACCUACAUCUCUGGUGGACAUCCCUCCUCCAUUUGAGCUGUCCUACAUCACCAAGAAGCCUAUCACAAAGAGUUCUCCCUCACUAUUCACCGGGGUAGACUUGGCAGAGAAAAACAGGAAAAAGAAGUCCUCUAUAAAACGCUUCCUGAUGCUUAAGUUUGGGUGGAAAACAGAACACAAGCCAGUAGUAGAAGGAAAAUCACCCUCUUUGAAGUCUUCAGCUGAGUCCAGCAGUCGCUCACCCAACAGACGGCUGGAUUUGGACAGACAGAGCGUUAGCAGCUCUCCACAACUUAACUCACGCUCAGUUAGCAAACCUCAUGUCUCACCCGAGCCAGCUUCCACCCUCCUGCUGUACAAUGACAGCAGAAGAAGGGGAACCUCCGAGGCCUUCCUCAGUCGGAGUGUCGUCCGGGUGGAGUCCUUCGAGGACCGCUCCCGUGUCCCCUUUGCAGCCCUUCUUAUGACCAAGCCACGCUCCAUCUCUGUCCCCAACACAGAUACCUCAGAUUAUGAGAAUGUUCCUCCCAUCAGCUCAGACUAUGAGAACGUUCAGGUGCCACAGCGGAGGCCUGUGCCUCAGCCACAGUUUACAGACUUCUUCAGUUGUCCCAGUCGAGUUGUGUCUUCUGCCAAUGAGACGGACGGUUAUGUGGACAUGAGCAGCCUCCCUGGGUUUGAGAAGAAAACUCAGUUAACCGAUGAAACAGAAAGUGCCUACACAGAAGCCUACAARGUGUGUACUGUAGCUGCUGGUCCACAAAUGGGUUUUGUAGCCAAGACGCUGUGUGAGGAAGACCAAGGACGCACUUCGGAGGARGAAGAAGGAACAGACAUUAACUAUGACAGACAGCCCGACGGUCGAUCCAGAGCCUUUUACAUUGUGAAAGAGCUGCUGGAUACGGAGAGAUUACAUGUGAAGGGUCUCAAACUGCUGCAGAAAGACUUCAGGGAAGCGGUGGGGGCUGCGACCGGGGAUGACGGGCAGCCUGUGUUGGACGACGAGAGGCUCAGGGAGAUUCUGAAUGAGCUGCCUGAUAUUUACAGUCUGCACCGCAAAAUCCUUACAGAGCUGGAGAGUCGAGUCCGACACUGGGAGGACGGUCAAAGAAUUGCUGACAUCUUCCUAACGAGGAAAGCAGAGUUCCUGGUCUUCACCACCUACAUCGGCCACUACGAUCGAAGCAUAAGUUUACUGGAGGACAGCUGCAGAACGUCACCUGCCUUUGCAGCCAUUGUUCAAAAGUUUGAGGAGAAAAGCCCAGGUGGGGACAGAGUUACUUUCAAGCAGCAGCUCCUGCAUGUCAUCGUGCGUGUGGCUCAUUAUCGCAUGAUUCUCACCGAUUAUCUGAACAAUCUCUCUCCUGAUUCCAAGGAGUAUGAAGACACCCAAGCUGCUGUAGCCGUCGUGGCCGACAUCGCAGAUCAGGUCAAUGACAGUUUGAAACAUGGGGAGAACCUGUUGCGUCUGAUCAACAUAGCGUACAGCGUUCGUGGCCAGCGCGACCUGCUUCAUCCCGGCAGGGUUUUUGUGAAAGAGGGCACCCUGAUGAAGGUCAGCAGGAAGAGUCGCCAGCCCCGYCAUUUGUUUUUGAUGAACGAUGUGCUGCUCUACACCUACCCUCAGCAGGACGGGAAAUACAGACUGAAGAACACUUUACCUCUGACAGGGUUAAAGGUCAGUAAACCCAAUAUACAAAAUGUCCAAUAUGCUCUCAAAAUAGAAGGGACAGACAUYGCCAUCAUUUUGUCUGCCAGUUCCUUCCUUGAAAGAGAGGACUGGUUUUACACCCUGAACCKCACCGUGACCGAACACACAAGAGGCCCUGCGGCUCCCAGCAGCUGCUCAGGAGAGGCCAGAGAUCGUCUCGGGCUGUCCCUGGGAGAAAAAGCUCCCACACUUGUUCCCGUCUCACAAGUCAUGAUGUGCAUGAACUGCACUGCAGAUUUCAGCCUGACGCUCCGCAGACACCACUGCCACAGCUGCGGACGAAUUGUUUGUCGAAGCUGCUCCAGGAACAGAUACCCCCUGAAGUACAUGAAAGACCGCAUGGCCAAAGUGUGUGAUCACUGUUACAGUGAGCUAAAAAAGAGAGGAGGAGAUGUAUCUGUGCUCUCAGGAAACAGCAGUCCUCGGGUGACCCGCUCCAGCCGUCCGCUCUCGACUGUGUUUCAAAACAUUCAUCCUCCCAAUAUUUGGCGACAUCGCAAAGGCACAGCGUCCUUCACUCAGGUGACCGUGUCGGAGGAGGGCUCCAUCAGCGGCACGCUACAGCGAAGCAAGAAGAGCAAAAAGAACUGGAAGAGGCURUGGUUCCUUCUAAAAGACAAGGUGCUUUACACCUACCGAGCCCAAGAGGAGAAAGUAGCAUCAGAAAGUUUGCCUCUUCUGGGUUUCACAGUGAAACUGUCUGAUAAGCAGGGGGCUGACGAGGCGGACAAYGUCUUUCAGCUUUACCAUCAAAACACUUUGUAUUACUCUUUUAAAGCUGAGGAUAACUUCACGGCCCAGAGGUGGGUAAAUGCRAUGGAGGAAGCCACAAACUUAUAGGAUCAACUUUCGCGCCGCCCUUAACCUCCUCUACAAACUCCUGCCUCGACUGACAGAGUCACCAAACUGGAUAGACAGGAAACAACCUCUCUUCUUUGAUGUCUGCAUGCUGUAACCUGCCCAGCCCGGCUGAAGAGACAAAGACAUCGUGUUCUUUGAAAGAGGACACUGUCUCCUACUUUGUCGACCUCCACUGUCUCCUCCCCGCUGCUGCAGCAGGUGCAAUGCUGAGAUGUUGGCCCAGAUAGCUACCGGUGGGGAGCGUUACUUCAAUGUGACCCAUAAUUCACUUAGUGGCUCAUCAGCAACAUUCCUCUAAGUUGAAUGGAAAAAUACUUGAUCACUAUCACAUCUUAAAAAAAGACAUGCUUUAUAAUUUAAAAUGUAUCUGAUUAAGAGUAAUUUAUUAAGAAAUGAGCAAAAAUAUACUAGCGACAUAUUUAGUUUGAAUACAUUUAAUGCCUUAAUUUCAAUCAUAUCCAUAAUGAAUACUUGGAAACAGACUGAGCAGGUCUUUUCUUUACAUAUGUAGCUUUUGUCCCUUUCCCCCCACUUUUUGCACAAAAAAGAGCAUGAAUUGAUGUACAUCACAAAGAUAAAUAAAUAAAUAAAAUAAAAUAAAAAUAAAAAUAAAAAAGCUCAGCUACCGCACUUAAUUUGACUUUCUGCUGAUAAAACGUUGUAACCAGUCAGGUCAUGAGUGUAAAGAGUCUUUAUGUCUGUACAGCAAUGUCGGCAGGUGGAACAGAAAUAUUAGAGACUAUGAACUUUGUACUGAACUGAACGAUUUAUGAGAUUUAUCUACAACAUGUAAUUUUAAAACAGUAAAAAAAAAACAUGGUGAAAUUUA